Messenger RNA from Papilio polytes (common Mormon), 1504 nucleotides. RefSeq lists its product as uncharacterized. NCBI's taxonomy places the organism in Eukaryota, Metazoa, Arthropoda, Insecta, Lepidoptera, Papilionidae. The transcript has 3 exons. The coding region runs from base 77 to 1048 and encodes 323 amino acids. The record is from RefSeq and is a predicted model, not a curated record.
CAGCAGUCGCACUUCACUGCUCGCCUCAUAACUAACACGCGACAUCUCAUAGACAACAUUACGAAAAUACGAAGAAAUGUAUCAAAUAGCCGGUGUUUUGAUAGCUUUAUCUACGGUCGCGGAUUGUGCAAAUUAUCAAAGAUAUGAUACAACCAGACAACCAAGUUAUACAACAAUUGCUAACUUAUACAAUCAAUAUCCGUAUAAGACUGGCAGUGAUAUAGCAACAUUUCCAGAUACGAACAGAUAUCCUAAUUAUAAUUCAGGAUAUACGACUCCUAGAUAUAACAGUUAUAAUACAGGAUCCAACGUCUUCCUACCAGGGUACACUACCCCGCAGUAUAACAGCUACGGACAAGGGUUCACAUCAUACGAAGCACCAUUUAUGAAGAAUAUCAGAGACUACUGCGUGAACAGAUCACCCCAGACUGGGAUCUGGGUGGAUAGUUUGACUGGGAUGUGGUACGGCGUGGAGUUCGUCCAGCAUUUAGCCGGGGAUUCCAGAGUGGACUACACCAGAACAUGCAUCGUGAUUCACAUAUCAGAGCCGCAUGAUCGGCCGUCAACUGAGAACCAGUUGUACCACGUGCAGCACAUCAACGCAAAAUUCCGCCAGGAGUUCCGACAUCUGCGCCUGCUCUGGGACGAGGCGGGCGAGACCAUAGAGUACGCGCUCUACUUCAGAAACGAUUCCGCGGGAUAUUGGCAAGCUGUCGUUGGUCAAAACGGUACAAUAACAAAUCGUUCCACCUACCAGCAGUUCAGUGGUUCCGUGCAAGUUCUUAAGGCUGUCAAUGACCAUUUACUUUUGAGCUUCUGUCAAGAAGGAACGGCUACUGCCCCAGCACAACUAUACUCUGUUCUCUUCUCUCGAAACCCGGGCACUAUGCCGCGCUGGGAGAUCGACUCUGUACAUACUUUGUUACAGAAUAAAAAACUCUCUGUAGCUUCUAGAAGAAUGGUCUGUGGUAAUAGCGCUGAUAAACCAUACGGUAUGGUCAUUUCGAUCUUAACAUGCUUAUUGGCGUAUGCGAUUAGCACGUCAUAGAAUCUUUUUUAAACAAACAUCAAAUGCAUUUUCAAAAUCAUAAUAAAAAUUCUAUCUUUUACACAUUGUAUCUUUAUAAAGUUUCAGUAUUUUCUAAGAAUUUUUUAAAUGGAUAGGAAUUUCUCUUUCUUGCGAAAUCAAAACAGUUGCAUCAAGUGCCAGGAAUGCAUUUUAACAUCCGUCCUAUGAAAAUGGAAAUUAAUUAGGUUAUGACUAGUAUUGGUAAUGUUGGAAAAUACUUAAUAUCAAACACUAAUAAUUAACUAAGAAAAUUAAAUCCGAGUUAUUGUGUUCAUUCAAUAAAUAAGAUCUGAAAACAACCUCUUGAAAUCUCGCAUAAUUUUCAGUAUUGUAUAAAAACAGUUUAAUAAAUAAGUGUAACUAAGUAUUUACUUAGUCUUCUUUAAUUUAUAUAAUUGUACGAAAGACUAAUAUUUUUUAAGAUAAAAUGGUAAA